AUGGGACUCAAGGUUGAGCAGGUGGGAGCUUUCAGUCUGACCGUCACUGAGAGUCAGAUAGAAGCCACAGCCGGACAAUCUGUGUACUUCCUGGUAAUGCCCAGUGAACUGGGAAAUUUUAGUAUAAUAUGGAAAGUCAACACCAGCUCCACAAUCGCAUCAGCAAAGGGAACAGCAGUGAAGUACUUUGGAGACUACCAGGGUCGGGCUGAGCUUUACCCCAACAAUGCCACUCUACGUCUGGACACAGUGACUCCGGCUGAUUCCGGUUCGUACUCAGUGUCUGUGUUUGACUUAAUCCUCGGAGCAGCCUCAGCAGAUUUACAACUGCGUGUUCACACUCCGGUGUCCAAUGUGAGCAUCAGCCUGAGUCCAGACAAGGAGAUAUUUAUCGAGAAUAAAGACACAGUGACACUAAGAUGUACAGCAAUGGGAUCGUUCCCCACCUAUUCCUGGGCACUGGAUGGACACCCGUUACCUGUAACCCCACGUUACACACUGUCUGCAGAUAAUAGCACUCUGACAAUCAGCCCCGUACACAGGAGCGACAGUGGAGGGUUUAUCUGCACGGCCAGUCACCUGGUGGGCAGUGACAGCAGCAAACCAGUGAAGCUGGUGAUAACUUAUGGCCCUGAUCCACUCACCUUUAUUGUGAGUGGGCAGGUGAUAUGUGACAGUUUGGUCCCAGGACAGUACUGUGGGAAGGAGGGAGAUUUGAUGACCCUCAACUGUCAGACGAAAUGUUUCCCAGAGUGUAACUACAGGUGGACACAUAACACCACAGUCAUUGCCGGCAACACCUCACAGCUGCCUAUAGAGAGCCUCACGUUCAACAACAGCGGGGAUUACACUUGCAAUGUGAAGAAUGAUUACACCACGAUUAGCCGCACGGAGAAGGUUUCAAUCCUCGUGUACACUCUGCUGUCCAAUGUGAGCAUCAGCCUGAGUCCAGACAAGGAGAUAUUUAUCGAGAAUAAAGACACAACGACAUUGAGGUGUACAGCGAUGGGAUUGUUCCCCACCUAUUCCUGGGCACUGGGUGGACACCCGUUACCUGUAACCCCACGUUACACACUGUCUGCAGCUAAUAGCACUCUGACAAUCAGCCCCGUACACAGGAACGACAGUGGAGGGUUUAUCUGCGCGGCCAGUAACCCGGUGAACAGUGACAGCAGCAAACCAGUGAAGCUGGUGAUAACUUAUGGCCCUGAUCCACCCACAGUAUAUAUGAGUGGGCAGUGA
Molecule: messenger RNA, 1242 nt
Organism: Callorhinchus milii (elephant shark)
Lineage: Eukaryota; Metazoa; Chordata; Chondrichthyes; Chimaeriformes; Callorhinchidae
Product: carcinoembryonic antigen-related cell adhesion molecule 1-like
Exons: 6
Coding region: 1-1242 (413 amino acids)
Source: RefSeq, a predicted model, not a curated record